Pleurotus ostreatus (oyster mushroom) is the source of this 1122-nucleotide messenger RNA. RefSeq lists its product as uncharacterized. The record is from RefSeq and is a predicted model, not a curated record. NCBI's taxonomy places the organism in Eukaryota, Fungi, Basidiomycota, Agaricomycetes, Agaricales, Pleurotaceae. Gene Ontology annotation, molecular function: acyltransferase activity, transferring groups other than amino-acyl groups. Bases 1 to 1122 code for a protein of 373 amino acids. The transcript has 4 exons.
AUGGCAAUGUCUUCGAGUCUUCAUCUCCGAUUCUUCCUAUGCCUCACUGGCAUCACUAAUCCCGUGAAGACCUCUCAAUUGGAGGGACCAUUUUACAAGGCUGUUGGCCACUGCUCCGACAUAGUCGUCGAUCCCCCGUAUUUGUCGGCCCGUAGUAUCCCCCCCGCAAUCCUGGAUCUCCUACAGAGCCAACCCCGAAGGGCAAAUAUCAUCUUGUUUAGUGCCCUUCGUAUCCUCCAAGAAGAAGAGACUGAAGGCCGACCAUCAGAGAAGGGCCAGUUCUGGCUCGUCUGCCGCUCAGCGGAACAAGUCGACUUCGUCCUCUCUUGCACAAAUGGACCAUUGGGGACCUACCCAAUCUGCAUAUACACACCCCAUCCCGCCGACCAAAUGACGGAGAGCUUUUGCCGGCCUCGUCUCAACAAAUUGGUCAACGCCCUCCACAAACAUGUUGACCAAAAAAGAGUUUUCUCUGUUUUUGCAUUUGAAACCGUAUCCAGAAUCUUUGCCGAAUUCUGGAAGAAUUUAACAGGACUCGAUUAUGUAGACUAUUACGCGGCCAAGCAAGCAUUUUGCACCAAAGCUACAUUCAUAAAGGCCCCCCUUAUGGCUGAGCCUGAACGGGACAAUGUACGGCUGGCUGUGGAAAAAGAUAUCGAAGGCGUUGCAGAGCUUUGCUUCCGCUUUGCCCAAGACUCAGAUCCUUUUUUUCUCACGCGGGAAGGAGCGAUGAAAGAAGCGAACUACCUCGUCAAGCACCGUAGAGUUUGGGUUCACAUUGCCAAGCGACCUGGUGCUUCAGACGAAAUUGCAUCGAUAUGUGCUGUAACACGGGAAUCUGACACCGUAUCUUCUAUCACAAAGGUCUACACCAGUCCUAACUGGAGGAAGAUGGGCUGCGCCAGGCGGCUUGUUAGCUUCGUAUGCGAGACACUCCUGAAGACCAAAGAAAGUGUAGUUCUGUAUGUUGGUCACAGUAACGAAGCCCAGAGUGUAUACGCGCGCACUGGAUUCAUGGGCCUAGAUGAUCUGCGCCAUUCCUUUCGGGAUAGAGAAGAUGGCAUGGACAAGUGGCUUGAAAUUGGGUUUGACAAGGACAAAGUUGACCUUGGUCAUUGGUAG